Molecule: messenger RNA, 3481 nt
Organism: Xenopus tropicalis (tropical clawed frog)
Lineage: Eukaryota; Metazoa; Chordata; Amphibia; Anura; Pipidae
Gene: f2rl1
Product: F2R like trypsin receptor 1
Exons: 2
Coding region: 282-1454 (390 amino acids)
Biological process (GO): thrombin-activated receptor signaling pathway; signal transduction; blood coagulation
Cellular component (GO): membrane; plasma membrane
Molecular function (GO): thrombin-activated receptor activity; G protein-coupled receptor activity
Source: RefSeq, a predicted model, not a curated record
GCGCUUGCCCCCUUGCUCAAUAGCCCGCCAGUCAGUCCGAUCAACUAGUGACGUCAGUGGCGUGGGCGGGGCGAGCGCUCAGGUGCGCAGAGUUUCAGUGAUACCCGGGAGUUGCGGGACAGAGACCGGAGCGGAGCGGUUGGAGUAGGGCGGUGAGUUGGGAGCUGCGCCUAUUCACUCUCAGUCACCUUCCAGCCGCGGAGCGAUUUCCUUCCUAACCUACCACCGCCACCUGAAGACUUCAUUCCCGAAUCCAAGCCCGGGCUCCAAAGGGAAAGGACAUGGGGGACUGGCGGUGGGGGCUGCUCAUACUCGGGGCGUUGCUGUGUUUUGACGCCGUAACAGGACAGAACCUUUCUGCUCCACCCAAAAAAGGAAGAGUUUUCAUAGCCCAUCCAGUGGAGCUUGGCAAUGGCACUGGGAAAUACGUUUACACUGUUACUCCCUUUGUUUCAAAAGUGCUCUCCGAUGCUCUAACCACCGCAUUCUUGCCUGCUAUCUACAUUAUAGUGUUCAUCGUUGGCUUACCAAGCAACGCCAUCGCAUUGUGGGUUUUUUUUUUCCGGACAAAGAAGAAACACCCUGCCAUGAUUUAUAUGGCCAACCUGGCGCUGGCAGAUUUAAUGUUUGUCAUAUGGCUCCCUCUAAAGAUUGCAUAUCAUCUUAAUGGAAACAACUGGAUUUAUGGAGAAGCUUUAUGCAAAGUUUUGAUUGGGUUCUUCUAUGGGAACAUGUAUUGCUCCAUUCUGUUCAUGACAUGCCUUAGUGUCCAGAGAUACUGGGUCAUUGUGAACCCCAUAUCCCACACAAGAAAGAACACAAAACUUGCUCUCAUUGUUUCUAUUACUAUAUGGGUGGUGAUAAUGCUGGGCACCAUUCCAUUGUACCUGAUUAACCAAACUCUGUAUCUUUCUGACCUUCGUAUCACAACCUGCCAUGACGUCUUGCCACUGGACUCUGCAACCUUUGACAUGUUCAACUACUUCUUGGCGCUUGCCAUUGGUGUGUUUUUCAUUCCAGCCAUUCUUACUGCCGUGGUAUAUACACUCAUGAUCAAAACUCUGACCGCGUCCAUCACAGAUGAAAGCAUUGGGAAAAAAAGAAAGAGAGCAAUACGGUUGAUCAUCAUUGUACUGGUCAUGUACCUUGUCUGCUUCCUGCCCAGUAACCUUAUGCUAGUGAUCCAUUAUGGUUCAUUAAAGAACAGCUACUCUGCCAACCUAUAUGCCUUCUAUAUCACAGCGCUUUGUCUCUCUGCUCUGAACAGCUGCAUUGACCCCUUUGUCUACUAUUUUGUAUCCAAAGAUUUUAGGGACCAUGUUAAAAACACGUUCCUGUGCAGAAGUGUACGGACUGUAGAGAGAAUGCGGAUCUCCUUUAGCUCCAUGAAGUAUUCUCGAAAAACCAACUCCUACACAACAAAGUCAACAAACACCGAAUCAAGCAGCUGUUAGGUUUACUUUUCCUUGGAUUACAAUGAGAACUGUAAAUUGUGUCUCCGAGCGCAUUUGUGGUUUAAAAUGCUGGAGGCAUGGACGUUUUGGUGUUGGAAUAAGUUGGGGAGUAUUCAGAAAGCUCUCAGCAACUGAGUCUGUAGCCAAGAAAGUGACUCUUUAUGGGUUUUGUUCAUCUAUAUUUCAACGACCUUAGCCCCUCACUAACCCAAACUUUCACCUUUUUCUACCAGGUUCUAUUAAAGUUCUUCAUUGGUGAGAUUAUGAAACAUCUGAGGUUUUUACUGCCUAAUGUUUAGCAGUGGAAGCUUCUAAAAGUUUUGUGAAACUCAAAAAGAAAACCCGGAAGUCGAGAAAAAGAGAAAAAAACAAAGAAAAGAAAGUGUUGCCCCUCCUAUGCAUUAAGGGGCUAACAUGGCAUCAUUUAAUUUUAGCUGCACCAACUGGCAUUAUGUGGCUUGCUUCAGUUGCCCCGACUGGCGUCACGUGGCUUCAGUUGCCCCGGCUGGCGUCAUGUGGCUUCAGUUGUCCCCCGGCUGGCGUCAUGUGGCUUCAGUUGUCCCCCGGCUGGCGUCACGUGGCUUCAGUUGCCCCGGCUGGCGUCACGUGGCUUCAGUUGCCCCGGCUGGCGUCACGUGGCUUCAGUUGCACCGGCGCCAACAGUUUUGAAUAAAAUGGAAAUGUAACACUUUCUAGCCAUGAACCUUUAGAUGACCUGCAUUGUUCUUUGCCUGUACUGAAACAGAAGAGAAAAGCUCACUUAAAGCAGGAUGUAGCGGUUAUUUCUGUGCUAUGAAAUAGAUAAAUAAACUUUGGCACUUCAGAUGUUGCAGUACUACAACUCCCAGUAUCCUUCCAGCAGCUGCAUUGGUGAAUAUAUAAAGCUGAAGUGCUAAGCCUGCCUGUUCUGUGUGAUACACACUUUAAUUAAAUGUCUGCUAAUCGUGUUUUUUUAGUGCCAGUUCCACAUGGGCACCUUCACCAUUAUUAUAAGGAGCUUCUGUGUGUAUACAUCAGGGAUGAAACACUUGCAGUCUGUCAGUUAGUUUGGCUGAGAAUACUGGGAACUGUAGUCCGAAAAAGAAAGUGCUUGAGAGACUUUCAUUCAUAGGAAACCCCAGUGUUACUGCUGGGGGUGUAAAUCUGCCUCUCGUGUUCAUAAGACUGUGAUGUACUGUAUUUUUAUUUUACUGAAUUUUUUUUUUUACUGCUUAAGAUGUGAACUACAUUUUUAUAUAUUAAUAAAUGGCAACAUUUCAUUGUUUAUAUUAAGCAUGCCAGUAAAUAUGUCAUUUUUUUUAAAUUAUGUAAAUAUACCUUGUUAGUACAUUAUGCCCAAGAGCUAUCACAUUUAUUUGCCAUAGAGGGUUUUUAACUGUAGGAAUGUAGGAUAUUUGCAGAUGUAGGCAACCCGAGUAUGGCGGGUUACAACCUUUGGUACAUCCCUUUUGGGUUGUAGUUUAAUUGUCCCGGGGACCAGAGAUUGCAAAUAUGUGCUAUAUAUACCCAUACACGUAUGAGGUACUGUCUGUACUGCCUUUUUUUUUUCUUAUCCUGAACCUCUGUGAUGUUAUCAUCUUGCCAGGCAAAGGUUAGUGAUGAAACUUAAUCUGAAUACGUAAACUGAAACAAGAUUGUGAUGUUAAGUCAUAUAAAACAUUUACCAUGCACUCCAGUCGUCGUGACAAAAUUGGCUCCAGGUUUAGCAACCCCAUAACAGCCAAUCAGCAAGAAGCAUUUACCUGUUUAUAACAAACCUCUAGUUGGUCGCUCUGGGUUGUUAGACCUGGUGCAAACGCUGAGACUUUUAUAAUAUUAUAGGAAGGUUGAUUUACAGUCGGGAGCACUUAGCCAAAAGAGACACACAAAUGAGGAAUUAGUGCAUUUAUUAUAUAUUCGGCUGAUGAAAAUUGCACUUUAAAUGAUUGUCACAAUUUCAGUGUUUAUUGCAUGGGCUGUGACUAUUGUGCAGCAAUCUUUUUGUGGUAUUGAAUUCUAGAAAUAAAUACAUUUUACUACACUAUAAA